Messenger RNA from Ectocarpus siliculosus, 429 nucleotides. Lineage: Eukaryota; Phaeophyceae; Ectocarpales; Ectocarpaceae. The record is from the annotation of a GenBank genome assembly.
AUGGCCGAUUUCAGGAGAAUGACAAAUGGAGGCAGCAGCGACAGGGUGGACCAAGGUGCGACGUCUCGUGGUUCAGAAGUCAAGGAUGGCGAUUUUAAUGCGGAGACCAAGGCCGUCGAGUCAGAGAUAUCCGCACAUGAUGGAGCGGAUAAGGACACAUUUCCCACCGUCAAAGUGAUGCCCUGGGCUGGGAGCACCUAUCCGGAGCCCGAUGACACCCCCGGGAUCGAUUGCGUAGAGGGGGAGGAGCAGGAGCUGGAGGAGGAGGAGGAGGAAGAGGAGGAGGAGGAGGGGGGGGAGGAGGAGGAGCGGGGGGCGGAAAAGGUGAAGGCAAGGCGGGGCAAGCGCAAGCUCGAGGGCAAAGUGAACGCUUCCCGCCGGCGGACGCGACACAACUACGCCGGAAGACACCAGGUGGGCUGUGCGUAG